GGAUGAUCAUGGCGUUAAGUAAAACGUUUGGCCAAAAGCCAGUGAAAUUUCAAUUGGAAGAGGAUGGAGAAUACUACAUGAUAGGAUCCGAGGUGGGAAAUUACUUGCGCAUGUUCAGGGGAUCAUUAUAUAAACGGUACCCUUCCCUUUGGAGACGGUUGGCAACAGUAGAAGAGAGGAAGAAAAUAGUAGCGUCUUCUCAUGGAAAGAAAUAUCAUGGAUAUACCACUUUAGCUACCAGUGUUACUCUCUUAAAAGCUUCAGAAGUUGAAGAGAUCCUUGAUGGGAAUGAUGAGAAAUAUAAAGCAGUCUCUAUUAGCACAGAACCACCAACCUACCUCAGGGAGCAAAAGGCAAAGCGAAAUAGCCAGUGGGUUCCAACUCUACCCAACAGCUCCCACCACCUGGAUGCAGUGCCUUGCUCUACUACUAUAAACAGGAAUCGUAUGGGCCGAGACAAGAAAAGGACAUUUCCACUGUGCUUUGAUGACCAUGAUCCAGCAGUCAUUCAUGAAAAUGCUGCUCAGUCAGAAGUCCUGGUUCCCAUUCGAUUAGACAUGGAAAUUGAUGGGCAGAAGCUUCGAGAUGCCUUUACGUGGAACAUGAAUGAGAAGUUGAUGACUCCAGAAAUGUUUGCUGAAAUUCUCUGUGAUGACCUUGACUUAAAUCCUCUGGCUUUUGUUCCUGCCAUUGCUUCGGCUAUCCGCCAGCAAAUAGAAUCAUAUCCAACUGACAGCAUCCUGGAAGAUCAAUCUGACCAGAGGGUCAUCAUCAAGCUCAAUAUCCAUGUUGGAAACAUUUCUUUGGUAGACCAGUUUGAGUGGGACAUGUCCGAAAAGGAAAAUUCCCCAGAAAAAUUUGCUCUAAAGUUAUGCUCAGAACUUGGACUUGGUGGGGAGUUUGUUACUACUAUUGCUUACAGUAUUCGAGGGCAGCUCAGCUGGCAUCAGAAGACAUAUGCAUUCAGUGAAAACCCACUGCCGACAGUAGAGAUUGCUAUUCGAAAUACAGGCGAUGCUGACCAGUGGUGCCCCCUCCUGGAGACCCUCACUGAUGCCGAAAUGGAGAAGAAGAUCCGGGACCAGGACCGGAACACCAGGCGUAUGAGACGUCUUGCCAACACUGCACCGGCUUGGUAAACAGCCCCCUCCCGACGAAACUCACGGUUCACAUCCUGGAGAUGGAACCCCUCCCCAUAAAUGACACAAUGUAACGAUUCUAAAUAAACAAAAGUAAAAUUUCUAGGAUUAAACAUUUUGAAGGAGUGGACGGUGGUCCCAGCACCUCCUGAGUCCAUAUCAGAGGGAGCGGGUCACCCAAACAUUCCACAUUCUAAGCAGCAGGGUGCUGCUGAGUUUGGCUCCUUCACACCCCUCCUUCCAUGUACAGAGAGUGACGCAUUAGUGCUACCUGACUACCGGAAGACCUGAGACAGAUGUCCCAAGCCCUCCUUUAUACCUGUGAACGUGAUCUGUAAAGCUUUUUGUGUUUUAUUUUUAUUUUGUAUAGGUGCCUAAUGCACUUGUAGAAACAAAAACAAAAAAAAAAAAAUUUUUAAAUAAAAGUAAUGCUCAUUAUUCUGUAAA
Molecule: messenger RNA, 1586 nt
Organism: Xenopus tropicalis (tropical clawed frog)
Lineage: Eukaryota; Metazoa; Chordata; Amphibia; Anura; Pipidae
Gene: smarcb1
Product: SWI/SNF related BAF chromatin remodeling complex subunit B1
Exons: 9
Coding region: 3-1139 (378 amino acids)
Biological process (GO): chromatin remodeling; positive regulation of DNA-templated transcription
Cellular component (GO): nucleus; nuclear chromosome
Source: RefSeq, marked provisional